AUGUCGAACCAGAACGAGCCUUUUUAUCUCCGCUACUACUCAGGUCACUCUGGGCGGUUUGGGCAUGAGUUUCUAGAAUUCGAUUUUCGGACCCUUGGCGACGGCCGAAGUGCCGCGGUUCGGUAUGCGAACAACUCGAACUAUCGCAACGACUCCCUGAUCCGCAAAGAAAUGUGCGUGAGCUCGGCGAUGAUCCAGGAGGUCAAGCGCAUUAUCAAAGAGAGCGAGAUCAUGAAGGAGGACGAUUCGAAAUGGCCACAGAAGAACAAGGAUGGACGGCAAGAGCUCGAGAUCAGACUCGGAAACGAACAUAUCUCCUUUGAGACCGCGAAAAUCGGUUCGUUAGUAGACGUGACCGAGUCUGCAGACCCCGAGGGUCUCCGAGUUUUCUACUACCUCGUUCAGGAUUUGAAAGCGCUCAUAUUUUCUCUCAUCUCUCUCCAUUUCAAGGUAAUUUUCCAAGAUUUUUUCGAUCCUCCAGACAAUCUACUUACCCUUUCAUCCCUUCUGCAGAUUAAGCCUAUCUAA
Messenger RNA from Aspergillus fischeri NRRL 181, 528 nucleotides. RefSeq names its product mago nashi family protein. Lineage: Eukaryota; Fungi; Ascomycota; Eurotiomycetes; Eurotiales; Aspergillaceae. Gene Ontology annotation, biological process: RNA splicing. Bases 1 to 528 code for a protein of 175 amino acids. The transcript is spliced from 6 exons. The record is from RefSeq and is a predicted model, not a curated record. Gene Ontology annotation, molecular function: ATP binding. Gene Ontology annotation, cellular component: exon-exon junction complex; nucleus.